AUGAGUGCACCAGCCGUUAUCAUCAUGCCUGUCCAGGCCAACGGUGCUCAGCAAUCCGAACAAGACCCUUCCAAGUUGGCUUCCGCAAUUCAGCAAACCCUCGAAGAAAAUAUGUUCCCAAACGGCCGGAACCUACAAGGGGAGAGAGGACCGUUAAAGGAGCUCAUAGGUAAGAUACCUAUGAAAAACAACAUCAAGGAGGCAGGAGAGUAUCGCUCUAAUAAGUUCGGUCCAACAGCUCACCAAGGCAGCCUCUACAAGUACAUCAAUUGGGAGGAUCCAGUUCGGACCCUCGGGUCAUACCUCGUUGCUCUGAGCAUCCUGAUUGGAACACACUACCUGCCUCUUACCCAAAUAACGGUAAAGGUUGGAGCCGUUGUUUUUGGAAUAAUCUCUCUCGCUAGAUUCGUCAGCCGAACAUUCGGCUCCGACACCUUUCUCUCCCGUCUUCGACCCAAGGAGUACAAGAUGGUCCCAGAGCCCAUCCUCAAUGCCACACUAAGAGACAUUCAUGACUUUAUCCAGUAUGCUGUCGUCCAAGUACAGAAGAUUAUCUUUGGAGAAGACCUGGGCAAAACCUUUGCCGCUUCCCUCGCCUUCACCGCCGUGUUCUGGCUAAUGAAAGUUGCAUCUCCGUUUUCGUUAGCCGUGCUGGGAUUGAGCUCGCUCUACAUCGCUCCCCUCAUUAACUCGCCCCAGGGACGUACUAUAGCCCAGGAUGCAACGGCGCGUAGCCAAGAGCUGGCUAGCGCAGCCACUGAGAAAGGAAACACACUUGCUGGAGAUAGCAAAGCCAAGGCAACGGAGAUAACUUCCAAGGCGCGUGAGGCCGCUGGAGGUGUGCAACAGCGCGUUAAGAACCUGGUUCACAACGGAAAGCAAACCGUCAACGAGCUUUCUACUCAGGCCAGUGAUCGUGUCACAGAUGUAUCUCGUGCCACCACUGAAAAUGAUGAAAGUCUGAAGGACAUAGGCAUCGACGCGAUCAGCUAG
Fusarium redolens is the source of this 993-nucleotide messenger RNA. Its product is annotated as Reticulon-domain-containing protein. Lineage: Eukaryota; Fungi; Ascomycota; Sordariomycetes; Hypocreales; Nectriaceae. Bases 1 to 993 code for a protein of 330 amino acids. The transcript is spliced from 5 exons. The record is from RefSeq and is a predicted model, not a curated record.